AGAGCUACAGUUUCACUGAAUCCCAUCAACUAACACCUUCAUUUUUGUUGGACAUUGUGACGUGGGUUGCGAGCAGUUUCACAGUUUGGGUUAGUGAGUGCAAGCAGUCUCGCAUUUUGUUGUCUUAAUUGUGUUGGCCACGUAGUCUCUGAGAUUGUUCACAUGGAGAGUUGAAUCCUUGAGGGCUUGCUGUUUUAUUGUAGCCAAUUCUUGGUCUCAACAUUGUUAACGUCUUCACGUCAAUCGUCGCAAACCUGUAGCGUCCACUUUCGACCUUGGGGAUUGUUUGUCAGAGAAUUGCGGGGUGAAUGGAUUGUGCCUCGGUUCAGUCAUUUGUGAGUUGCUUCCCGUGAGGACGUCGGUUUAGUCAGAGGCAAAGCUCAGAAUUCCGCGAUCCUGCCAUUGACGGGGCAGCACAUGAAUCCCGGAUCUCUAGCCCGCACGAAGAGCUCCUCGGGAGCGGUUGCUGUGGACAUGGCCAUCCGGAACGUUGAUGUGUACUCGCCAAUUUUGAAAGGGUCGAAAUUGGAGCCUCGGUCUCAACACAGCGUGCACUGCAUCCCAGUGUUGAUCGUCGUCGUGCUAUUUCUUCUGUGGGUCGGAUCCAAAGACCUCGAUGCAACCCCAGAGAAGUUCGUCAUGAGAGGAGCUACGUCAACGAAUCUCACUGCCACUUCUGACAAGCUUGAGAAAUUCCACAGCAACGUCAAUUCCCUGCCAAAGACCAAGGGAGUGGUGAAUCACGUUUCUUCCUCUCUCUCAAAUCAUGGCACUCCUCUCUCAAGAUCAGGAGGAAGAAAGGCAAUCACCGACAAUCCUACAUGAGAGGCGAUCCAAGACAUGAAGGAUAGUUGAUAGACGCAACAAAAAUCAUUCACUUUUUGUCGUUAGGGAAGCAAUUAUUGCUUUUAUUUCAGCAACCAUAUCUAUCUAAUUAUCUAUAAAUGUUUUUGUUUGUUUAUUUAUAACAAGGGAAUUGUUUUACAACAAA
This is a messenger RNA of Physcomitrium patens, 991 nucleotides long. RefSeq lists its product as uncharacterized. The record is from RefSeq and is a predicted model, not a curated record. Lineage: Eukaryota; Viridiplantae; Streptophyta; Bryopsida; Funariales; Funariaceae.